AGUCAUCUUUAAAUAUUCCGUAUCGGUAUAAAACAUACAUAUUACAAUUUCACCACUGUCAUUGUAAUUCAUAUAAAUUUCUGAGCGGUUGAUGAAAUUUUACGGGAGAAAGUUAUUUGAAUUUCGUAAGUGAAUAUAAAAACAGGAAUUCUUAACAAGUGUUUAUUAGUGAAAUAUGGCUGACUUACCCAAUGUUUUGCAACAGCUUUUCAGCUAUAUCAACUCCAACAAGGAAGAAUAUAUUACUGCGUUGAAGGUUGCUGUUGCCAUACAAUCGGUAUCAGCGUGGCCUGAUAAGCGCAAUGAAAUACAAGCUAUGGUGCGGUUGGUUGCUGAUAAGUUGAGAAGCCUCGGUGCUGAUGUUGAAUUGGCUGAUAUUGGUAGACAGCGGUUAACGAAUGGUAAAGAAAUAGCCCUGCCGAAUGUGAUUUUAGGAACUCUAGGAAAGGAUCCAAAAAAGAAGACAAUUGUAGUUUACGGUCAUUUGGACGUACAACCAGCUUUGAAAGAAGAUGGUUGGAAUACGGAGCCUUUUGAUCUGACCGAAAUCGAUGGAAAGUUGUAUGGCCGUGGUGCAAGUGAUGACAAAGGACCUGUUUUAUGUUGGCUACAUGCCAUUGAGGCAUUCCAAAAACUAAAUAUUGACUUACCCGUCAACAUAAAAUUUGUUUUCGAAGGAAUGGAAGAAAGUGGUAGUGAGGGUCUGGAUGAUCUUUUGCUAGCUCGUAAAAACGGGUUUUUGUCAAAUAUCGAUUAUGUUUGUAUAUCUGAUAAUUAUUGGCUUGGGAAGAAACGACCAUGUUUAACCUAUGGUCUUCGUGGCUUAGUUUAUUAUACUAUUGAAGUAGAGUGUGCUGUUAAAGAUUUACAUAGUGGUGUAUUUGGUGGCACUGUGCAUGAAGCAAUGCCAGAUCUUUGCUAUCUUCUCAGUGUACUUGUAGACAAGGAUACCAACAUUCUCAUUCCCGGCAUUGAUAGAGAUGUUGCACCUCUUUUGCAUAAUGAAAUGGAAAUUUAUCAGAAUAUUGAUUAUGAAGUUGAAGAUUACAA
Bactrocera latifrons is the source of this 1050-nucleotide messenger RNA. Its product is annotated as cytosolic non-specific dipeptidase-like. Gene Ontology annotation, biological process: proteolysis. Gene Ontology annotation, molecular function: metallodipeptidase activity. The record is from RefSeq and is a predicted model, not a curated record. NCBI's taxonomy places the organism in Eukaryota, Metazoa, Arthropoda, Insecta, Diptera, Tephritidae.